This is a messenger RNA of Actinia tenebrosa (Australian red waratah sea anemone), 2848 nucleotides long. RefSeq names its product voltage-gated inwardly rectifying potassium channel KCNH6. Gene Ontology annotation, biological process: regulation of membrane potential; potassium ion transmembrane transport. Gene Ontology annotation, cellular component: plasma membrane. The record is from RefSeq and is a predicted model, not a curated record. Gene Ontology annotation, molecular function: inward rectifier potassium channel activity. NCBI's taxonomy places the organism in Eukaryota, Metazoa, Cnidaria, Anthozoa, Actiniaria, Actiniidae.
UCUUCCAGCCAUAUGAUUUCAAUCAAAUCUCGUACUGUUUUGGCUUUCCUUUGUGGUCGUUGGUAGGUCAUCACAAGAAUUGAACCAACUUGAUGUUCUGGGGCAAAUAACAUAAACAGCCUGCCAAUUAGAGUGCCAGAGUAUCCCAUUUAUAGCUUACGGGAGAAAAACCGCACAGCAAUUUGAGGGUAUAAGUUUAAAAAUUCUUACCCAAUGAGUUUUUUUAGUCGCUUCGCGUUAUUUAACACCAUUGCUUCCAAUGCAGAGAAUGUGUUUUCUUCUUUUUCCAACACAAUCCAGGAAAUGGCAGAGCCAUCGGAGCUGGAGCAGUUGUCUAGCAACGCCAGAGCAAAACUCCAAGGUCGAAACCUCCCAAAGUAUGUAAUUCUCCACAAUUCCAAAUUCAAGGCAAGUUGGGACUGGUUUGUUCUAGCACUGGUUAUUUACACAGCUAUUGAAAUACCUUAUACGGCUGCGUUUGGGCAGCUCGACAAAACCAAACGAAUUUCUCCGUUAGGACAAUUGAAGAAUGGACGUUACCUUGCAAUAUCAAAUGUUGUCGUAGACUGCUUAUUCAUUGUGGAUAUUUUGAUUAAUUUUCGCUCGACCUACACGCGGAAGGGAACAGAUGAACUAGUUGUAGACCCAAGAAUGAUUGCCUGUAAUUACCUUAAGACAUGGUUUGUUAUCGAUCUUCUUGCUGCCAUCCCUUUUGAAUUCUUCGUCAGUCAGGGAACUGAAGGGACCGCUUCUCUUGCAGGACUUUUGAAAUCCGCGCGUCUUUUGCGCCUGGUUCGAGUGUCACGUAAACUUGACCGAUACUCCGAGUAUGGGCUCGCUGUGGUAGUGCUAUUAACCUGCCUUUUCACUCUUGUCGCUCAUUGGUUGGCUUGUAUUUGGCAUUUUAUUGGUAUAUCGCAGAUUACCCUACCUCAUGGUUGGAUUACCGUGCUGAGCAAGCAGAUGAAUAGUUCGUAUGACCCUUCUUAUUCUAGUCUACCCGAUUUGACAACAAGGUACAUCUCGUCUCUUUAUUUCACCUUGACGAGUUUAACAAGUAUCGGAUUUGGAAACGUAUCGCCGAAUACAAAUUCUGAGAAGAUAUUUGCUGUAGUAAUGAUGUUAGUUGGAGCUCUCAUGUACGCCGCCAUAUUUGGUAACAUGACUGCAAUCAUUCAGAGACUUUACACGAGAACAGCUCGUUACCAUAGAGACAUGAAAGUUAUCAAGGAGUUUAUUCGUUUCCAUAAUAUUCCCGAAAACCUUCAGGGGACAUUAACAGAGUAUUUCACACAUGAAUGGUCAGCUCAGAAAGACCAACAGCUGAAUCAGGUGCUCCAAAGAUUCCCAGAGAGCCUUCAAGCAGAUAUUUGCGUCCAGAUUCAUAGAGAAGUGUUCAGCCGGUGUCCGGUGUUUGAGAAUAUGAGUGAUUCGUGUCUUAGGGCUUUGUCUGUAAAGUUUGACAUAAUGAACUAUCUUCCAAGUUAUUUUAUUAUCAAGGAAGGAGACUUAGCUAAAUAUAUCUAUUUCUUUGCUUUGGGGACUGUGGAUGUGAUUAAAGAUGGAGGGUCGGUGUCUAUUUUAGGUCAAGGGGACAGUGUGGGUGGAGACUACAUGUCAAUCAAGACCAAAGGGAACCUCAAAGCAGACGCCACCCUAAUGGCGCGAACUUUCACCGAAGUUCAUUACGUGGCAUGGUCUGACGUGUUUUCUGUGGCAGAGGCUUUUCCAGAGAUUGAAGAAGCUAUGUGUCAAUAUUUAUACACUUUGGAUAUUGGUCGCUGUAACCAGAAAGGUGGUGGACUCGUUGGACAAGGGCCAUGGUCGGCACUUGCUCUUGGUGCACCAAUAGGAAUCUCACUCGUAAAUAUUGCUGAUUUCAAGUCUACCCAAAGUAAUUCAAAGGAGAUUCAAGUCGAAGCUGAUGUAAAUAAAAACUCAAAUCGAAAAUCCCCAAGGCCUGCAAACCCGACUACUUGUAUGAACGGGAGUAUUGGGGAGACUCCUCCUCAGACUCUCUCGGAUAAACAUUUAGCCUGGACACUAAAUGCUUGUCAGAGAAUUGAAACGCUGGAAAAGAGACUAGUGAACGUUGAAAGCAAAAUACAAGAUAUUCUUGAUAUUCUAAUAGAAAACCGUGCUGAAAAUGGAAGAAAAAAAGAAUUAAGGCACAAAACAACAUAUUUAUAAAUUCAUUAUCCAAACUUAAACAACGGAAUUAACUGAUUUUUGCGAUAAAAUCUUUAUUAUUAUUAUUAUUAAGAAAACAAUACGUUCUUUGUUUGCUGAUGAAAUUUUCGUAUAUUACAAAAUGUUUUGACGUGUGAGUUUGAUUUUAAAACGACAAUUCGAUUAUAAAUAACUUUGAAAAUUUCAGCUAAACUUAUUUAUUGUAAAUAUUCCUCCCACACCGCGCAACAAACAAUUAAUCAAAUUAUAAAACAAGGGUCAGAUUUGAGCAGCAAAAAACAAUUUAAAAAAGGUAAAAGCCAAAACAGUAUAUUGUAGUCUGCAGAGAAUUGAAUACAAUUUCAUGAAAAAUAACCAGGCAGUUCGUCGAUGUUAAUUAACAAAUCUGAAACAACAGAGAUGGCAGGCGCAGUAGAUAUACAGUCAAUUCAAAAAAACGUUGUCGUCGACCGGCUCAAGCCUACGCGACUGGACCGAAAGAAAUAUGGGUAAAAAUCAUUGAAGCGGUUAAAUAUUCGUUCUGAAUUAAUUGUUCCGCUAGUUAUAAUAGAUAAUAAUGGCGAGAAACAACCCAGCAAAUGCAUGUUUUUGGGUUUAGUGAAAGAAAAACAAAGUAGUUAUGAUUCAGUUCACAAUUUCGAAAAUAUGAAGGCAUUAA